Molecule: messenger RNA, 529 nt
Organism: Echinops telfairi (small Madagascar hedgehog)
Lineage: Eukaryota; Metazoa; Chordata; Mammalia; Afrosoricida; Tenrecidae
Product: L-lactate dehydrogenase A chain-like
Exons: 4
Biological process (GO): carboxylic acid metabolic process
Molecular function (GO): oxidoreductase activity, acting on the CH-OH group of donors, NAD or NADP as acceptor
Source: RefSeq, a predicted model, not a curated record
UAGGGCCUUGGCAGUGUACGUGCUGUAAGGACCGUUGGUAGCCAGCCUAGGGUUGGCAGGGCAGCGUUCUUGUCUGAAGCUAGGCCAGCCCCCUCGGGGUUAAUAAGCCAAGAUGAGUAACUCCGCAGGCGGCUAUACUUUUACCCAAACAUCGCUGUUGUUUUUCCAUGCCAAGGUUCCUUCCUCUUCCAAAAGCACCAUGGCAACUCUGAAGGAGCAGCUGAUCCAGAAUCUCCUGAAGGAAGAACAGGCCCCCCAGAAUAAGAUCACAGUCGUUGGGGUGGGUGCUGUGGGCAUGGCCUGUGCCAUCAGUAUCUUGAUGAAGGACUUGGCAGAUGAACUUGCCCUUGUUGACGUCAUGGAAGACAAAUUGAAGGGUGAAAUGAUGGAUCUCCAGCAUGGCAGCCUUUUCCUUCGAACACCAAAAAUCGUCUCUGGCAAAGACUAUGAUGUAACUGCAAAUUCCAAGUUAGUAAUUAUCACUGCUGGAGCUCGUCAGCAGGAGGGAGAAAGUCGUCUUAAUUUGGUC